GUCAGAGUGGUUGUCCCGAACAAAUUUUUCAGCCAGGAUUCAAAGAACUCUGUGGGAGACCUUGUUCUGGAUCUAGCGGACAUCACGCCGAUACCAGCGACACCCUGGAUGAGGUUGUAUGUCCAUCUUUACUAUACAUCCUAAUUCUUAUUAGCUGACAGUACCAUGGCCACCUAUACUGGAUUUCCGUUCAAUUAUUUGAGCUCAGGGUCUACAAAUGGAAGCUCUCCUAAGGAAAUGUACAGUGGGAGCAGACAUAGACCACGGACAUCUCCUCCCACAUUUUCUACAUUAAGAGAUCCUGGAAGAGAUCAGUUGUCUGCUAAAUCAUCUUCUCAUAGCAAAAAGUGGACGUGCGCAAGACUUUCUGGCACAAGAACUAAAAGUCGGGGAUCCCCUGAAACUGACAAAUACCAGGUCAUAUCACCCGGUUAUAGCAUCAAGCGCUCCAAGGACUGUAUUGAAGUCAGACUUGAAGAGCAGGUUUUUAGAAGAGUUGAGACACCAGAAGAUGCAGAGCUGCCUCCCAAGACUAGAUUUACCGAACAGGCAAGCAUGCAGAAGCCAAAAAAGAGGGAGAAAUCACCAAAGGGAAGAGAAAAUAUUGUAGAAGAUUUACAGGAACAAAUUGCUAAACUGACUGCGCUGCUGGAGCAAGAAAUAGCAGAACAUGAGAGAACUCAGAAAAGACUGGCCAAAGAACUGGAGAAGAAGGUUAUGGAACUAAAAAUCGAAAAAGAAGAAGAGAUCAGGAUUCUGCAGGAGAAACACGCUGCUGAGCUGCUAAGCCUUCAACAGGAGGACAGUGCAAGACUGGAAGAGGAGAGAAAAGAAGCUGAAAACAAAUAUGAUGAGCUAUAUAAGGAACUCAGUCUGGUCAAAAGUUCUUUUAAGACCUACCAGGAGAGCCUGUCAGAAGAGAUGAAUGACGCAUGGCUGCAGAAAGAGACCAGGUUAAAGGAGUCAUUUGAAGAGCAGAGGCUAAUUGACAUGGAGAGGCAAAGGCAGUCGUUGUUGGAUGUAUUUGAGGCAGAAAAAAAAGAAAUCCACAAGAGAACUUUGGAAGAACAGGCCAUGAUCCAGCAGAGUCAUCAGGCACAAACUGAAGAUGCCUGGAAGAAAUACAAAGAAGCCACACAGGAAACAAAGAUGCUAAACGUAUUAAAAAAGCAUUUGCAGGCUGAGAUUGCUGAGAAAAAGCAAACUGUCCUUUCGCUUAAUGCAGAGCUACAACAUGCCCAUCUGGAAAUUGGCAAGUUGAAAAGUCAAAUUGACAAAAUAGAGAAAAGCUUUGACCAAAGUGUCAGCAAAGUGGAGUCAAGAUACAAACACAGAAUUCAGUCUAUGAUGAAUGAAAAUGCUGAUUUAAGGAGAAAACUUAUUGCUAAAAGUGAACAACUUUUCAGUCAAAGAAACAAAGACAUCACUGGAAGCUGAAGAACAUGGAUUGUUAUGGAACUGUCGUGUCCUGCACGUCACAGAUACUGCUUUGGAGCUUCUCAUUCCUAAUGGGUUGAAAUUUUUUGGGGUAAUCCAUGUACAGUCUUCCUCUCCUUAAACCAAGAAGAUGCUAUUAAACCAUCUUGUUUCAGUUUAAAGAUCACUGAAUGGUUACUUUAAGCACAGUGUAGACAAGGACAUGCAAUGGUUUGGUUCUUUACUGUAAAACUAUAAAUGACAUAAAUGAUUAUACAGCAUUUGAUCAAUAUUCCUCCCAGAAACUCAACUCAAAGGUCACGAGAGCAGUUUUUUUAAAACUUUUAUUAAUUGUACAUUUUUAAAUUCAUAUUAAAUUUAAAAAAACAUCACCUCAAGAAUGAUUCAUGUGCCUAUUAGCUGAAAUGAGUUCUUUUGCAUAACACACAAAAUCUCCAUCUCUGCUGUGGCAUACCAUCAAUGGAGGCAGAACAUGCAAUUGGUAUGGGGCCCACCAGGGCUGAACCUUCCAACCACUCUUCUCUAUGGAGUCCCAAAAUCAGCAUGCUGACUUUUUUUUGCAGAUUGUCCCUUAUAGGUCUUGAUCCCAGAACCUGCUGGAUGGGAGCUAGAAACCUUACCAGUUAAGGCACAGGCUUAAAGGGGUUGUCUUCUGGGUUGAGGGCUGAAUCUGGACAUAUGCAGUGGAGGGCAAGGGAGACCAUGAAAUGCUCCGAUGCUCCACUCAGAGGGGCAGGACGAGUGAAGAACGGGUUAUGUCUGGAUUCGGCUCUGAACCCGGACAACCUCUUUAACUGUAGUCAAAGGAUGGAGUUUCUCUGACUAAAAACUUUAAUGGUAUUAUUCUCAUGCGGAAUGUACUGGUAUCUGCAUAUACAUCUCUAGAUAUACCAGUGCAUUGUAUGAGAGAGUGAGAUAGAGGUUAUCACAGAUAAAAACUAUAAAUUGAAUAAAAAAGUAUAGAAUACACCUGUAAACGGGUCAUGACCGCUUUGAAUAAACUGAGGACAGCUGGCCGAAGAAUCAUUAUGUCACAGGGAAAUAUACCCUGGCUGGGCAAGAGAUUCGAUACUAAGUUAAAAAGCCCAUGCCAUUGACAUCCGAAAGCCUUAUAGUAUGGUACUUUGCCCUCUAAUAUUGCUACUAUGGGUUUAAAAUGUCAGACCUCUCUAAGAUUCAGAACAGCUUUUUGCAAGGGUAUUGAUGAGAUUUCCUUCUGAUUCAAUUUUUUACUUCUACAAUAUAGCAUCAAAUAAGUCAUUUUUCUACAUCAGAUAAUAUAAUGUUUCUAGUACCAGGUGAAAAAGAAACUAGCAGCACAGGAGCUUUGAGGUCACGUCUUUCUGCAGUCUUAGGCUACAGGCACACGACAGUGAAAAAAAAGUCUGUUAAAAAACGGACACACUGUCAGUUUUUCAUGGCCAUGUUGCAUCAGUGUGUACAUCCAUUUUCUGGCCGUGUGUCCGUAUUUAAUGUCCAUUUUGCAU
Bufo gargarizans (Asiatic toad) is the source of this 2924-nucleotide messenger RNA. Its product is annotated as spindle pole body component 110-like. The transcript is spliced from 17 exons. The coding region runs from base 166 to 1437 and encodes 423 amino acids. Gene Ontology annotation, cellular component: cytoplasm. The record is from RefSeq and is a predicted model, not a curated record. NCBI's taxonomy places the organism in Eukaryota, Metazoa, Chordata, Amphibia, Anura, Bufonidae.